Sphaeramia orbicularis (orbiculate cardinalfish) is the source of this 4087-nucleotide messenger RNA. It is a transcript of the gene slc39a9, whose product is annotated as solute carrier family 39 member 9. The record is from RefSeq and is a predicted model, not a curated record. The transcript is spliced from 7 exons. Bases 444 to 1373 code for a protein of 309 amino acids. Gene Ontology annotation, molecular function: metal ion transmembrane transporter activity. Gene Ontology annotation, cellular component: membrane. Lineage: Eukaryota; Metazoa; Chordata; Actinopteri; Kurtiformes; Apogonidae. Gene Ontology annotation, biological process: transmembrane transport; zinc ion transport.
AUGCUUUGAUCGGCACCAAACAAGAUGAUGUCCUUAUAGCCAGUUUAGCCGCUAACCAAGACGAGAAGUUGCAAUAUUUUUGUCAGCUCUGUCUGAAACAACCGGUGCGGGUGUUUCGCAGUUUUCAGGAAGAUGUUACCACGACAGAGCUGCUAAUUUGUGACUUGUGAGAGGAGAAUAAUUAGCAAAGCUGGUUAGCUUAGCUUCGGCAUCGACGCCAGCGGUUACAGCGUCUGUUCUCAGCUAACGUGAAUGUUUAUUAGCAAACAGAACGAAGCAGAGGAAAUAGCUUUAAUAAAUCUAAUUGCAACAGUUGUAGUUCCGGGGAUGCCAUUGUUCUUGAAGACGAUAAAUAAAAGUUUGUGCUAAAAGUGUAGGUAGAGUUUGGUUUUGAUGGUUUAGGUUAGCUUAGCGAUAGAUUAGCUAACUAGACGAGUGUAGUCAUGGACGAUUUCAGCUCGAUCAGCCUGCUGUCCCUUGCGAUGCUGGUGGGAUGUUAUGUGGCCGGAACAAUACCUCUAGCAGUCAACUUUUCAGAGGAGAAACUAAAGCUGAUCACAGUGCUGGGAGCAGGGCUGCUGUGUGGGACUGCACUUGCUGUUAUCAUUCCAGAGGGGGUACACGCACUUUACGAAGAAAUCCUAGAAGGUGGACACCACAGUCAUGGUCAGGUCGGAGUUGUGGAGGUGUCUGAGGCAAAGGGUGAAGCAGAAUCAGCUCUUGGUGUGAGUGGAAAACAUGAGCACAGUCACGAACAGCUUCAUGCCUGCAUCGGAGUCUCUCUGGUCCUGGGCUUCGUCUUUAUGCUGCUAGUCGACCAGAUCGGCAGUUCUCAUGUGCACAACACCGAUGAUCCGGAGUCUGGAAGGGUCACCUCCUCAAAAAUCACUACCACACUGGGCCUUGUAGUCCAUGCUGCAGCUGAUGGAGUGGCACUGGGAGCUGCUGCCUCCACCUCUCAAACCAGCGUUCAACUCAUUGUGUUUGUUGCUAUCAUGCUUCAUAAGGCUCCAGCAGCAUUUGGCCUGGUAUCGUUUCUCAUGCAUGCUGGUCUUGAAAGGAACCGCAUUCGCAAACAUCUCCUGGUCUUUGCCUUGGCCGCACCUGUCCUUGCCAUGCUCACCUUUGUAGGCCUCAGCCAGAGCAGCAAAGAGGCCCUCUCAGAUGUGAAUGCCACCGGAGUCGCCAUGCUCUUCUCAGCCGGCACUUUCCUCUACGUGGCCACCGUCCACGUCCUUCCUGAGGUAGGGGGCGCCGGCCACAGCCACUCACCUACAGGGAACGGAGGGAAGGGACUGAGCAAGGUGGAGGUUGGAGCUCUGGUGCUGGGCUGCCUCAUUCCUCUGGUGCUGUCUGUCGGUCAUCACCACUAGACCCGCAGCUCGGGACCAGGUCAAAUAUCAUGGAGGAAUAAGACAGGUGUACAGGGGAAAACGGCCCAAAUAGACUUGAAACGUGGAUCCAAAUGUCUUAUUGCUCGCAUGCUGAUGGACCUCAUGGACCAGACUGAUGCGAGGAAAUGUCUCCUCGAUUCCGAAUGAAAGUUGUUGCGGUGACAACCAAGACCCACAGGAGGUUCUUUCUGCUGAUCCAGACUACUGUAUGUGUCCAUUUAUGCCACAUGAAACGUUGAUAUUUUUGUUAAGAGCAGCCAGAGGUGGACCCUUUAGCUAUGUUUAGUUAGAUCAGUGUGGCAUCAUUGUGCUUGUCCAAAGUCAAAGAACCAACCCUGAUUUGAGAACAGCAAUGUUUUACUAGAUGACAGUUGCACAGUGAGAUUUAGAGUAUCUUGAUUAAGCCGAGUAAAACCUUUUUUUUUUUUUUUAUAAUUGUACAGUGAGUGUAAAUCUCUUAACAACAAUCCCAAAUGAUUUUCAAGUGCCAUAUUAGCAGAUGAAACCAGAUCUUGAAAAGACGGUUCCAUAAGUAUAUCACAGCUUGUAGAAGACGAUCUCUCCUUAUUUUUUAUUUUCAGACAAGGUUUUGUUCAUUGCUAUAGUCACAAAAAAAUAACAUAACUAACUCAGUGCACCCACCAAUUUUGCUUUGACGUUUGCAUUUUUUCCUCAAAAGGACAUCCUACGCUGUGAUUUAAGUCUUGUUAUGGACUGUAGAGAAGUCAAGCUGCUUCUCCUGAUUGUAAGGUUAUGAUGGAUAAAACUACAAGCCUGAGCCCUGUGUCAGAAGAAGACACAUCCAGCAUCAACAACAUGAAGUUUUUGGGUGUACAGAGUUCUGUUCCGAGCGAAUAAGUCUAAGUAUCCCAGGAAAGAUCUGUACAGAAUUGUCUUAUAGAGGCCUAUUUAGAGGUGGAGGGUUAUUACAGCUCUUUCUUUGUGAAUUACUUCCCUUAUGAAGGGCAUUAAGGAGUAAAAUGAAUUUGAGGGACCAUGGGUUCAGGAGAAAAUGAUGUAUUAUGCCAUUACAGAUCGCCUCAUUUAUUCAUUUACUAAUCAAAUCUGAGCAAUAAUGAUGAAAAAAAGAUUUUGGGGCAAAGCUUCUUAUCUUUCAGGAGCCUGAAAUGGAUGUGAACAGUUAAUCUUCAUCUUGAAUCUUGGAUCUUAACGUGUGGUUCACAUAUGAGGGUCUGUCAGAGUCCAGAGUGCAGCCCCAGUAUCAGUAAAAUCGUAGCCAGUUGAUGCAUAAACAUUUGGGCAGGCUGCUCCCUCUUUUAUCAGGACACGUGGAUAUUUGUGAGUGUUACUGUAUCACUGGGCCUGAGCUCAUGUGUUUGUAUAUGUCUGUAAGUAUGUAUGUAUACUGUACAGAGUAACUCCUUCCUUCCACAGUCAACACGAUCUCUUGUGUGAGAUGCACUGCUUACUCACAAGUACAUUUUUUUUUCUAAUUUUUUAAUUUGUUUUGGGGACAUGGAUGGACUGUUUUUGCAGUACUGACACAAGAGGCUACAGACUGCUUGAGGAGUCUCUGUUUUGUGUAUAAAUUAAAACAAAAAAGUUUUACAUGUGAUUUCUCACUUAAUUCCAGAUUUUACUCAUGAUAUUUUAGGCUUUUCUGUGCAAAGGCAAACACGGUGGGAUGAAAAAGGGUGGAACACAUGCAGCUGCAUGUUUUAGAUUUUAAGGAGAAGCUGUUUGUAGUGGAUCUGCAAAAAGGGAAAACCUCCUUCACAGUGUUGCUUCACACCUUUGACAUUGAGGACAGCCCCAUUAUGUGUAAUUACAUCUCUCUGUGUGAACACUUGCAUCAGAACCCUGCUAUAAACAGUGGUAUAAGCAUUUUGUUUACGCUGAUGCAAACAGUUAAAUCUUUUAUUAUUAGUCUUACAAAUCGUUCACAGCUCACUUUUUAUGAGAAAUCGCAGCAGAUGUAUUUAUAUUAAACAAAUGACAAUAUGAAUGAUAGAUAGGCAGAUUGUCUGAACUUUAACAGUUCAUCUCUAUCUCAUUGGAGAAAUCAUACCAUUUGGUAGUUUUCAAUAACUAAAAAAUAAUAGAUAUAACAACUAAUACAACCUAUUUAUUAAGUAAUUUAGCUGCAACUAAAAUUUGAUUAUUACUUUGUCAGCAGUUUAGGAUUAGCAGGUUUGCUUUUAAAGUUUCUUAAAAUAGUACCAAAAAGUCAUAAUUUUCAAGACAAUUAUCAGAAUAGUUGCAGAUAAAUUCCUUUCUAUCAUCUCCGAUCUUUCGUUUACAGUUGAGCAGAGUUGAAGUGUGUUCGUCUAAAACUAAAAGUUUGGCUAAUCAAACAAAUCUGUGUUUAUGAAGAAUGUCAGUUUAAUAAUUUCUGUUCAUGAACUUAAAUGGAAUCCUGCACUGAUAGCAUCUUGGGUUAUAUGUAACUAAAAAUAGAAAAAGUGAAGUAUAUAAACCCUUAGAAGUGCUAGAUAAUUUCUCUCCGACAGAGAGAAAACAGCACAUACUGGGGCUGGAUUUGAAGGUUAAUUUUCAAUUUUCGAGUUUUAACAGCAGGUUAAUAUUUGUAAUGGUUUCAGUGGGGUCACUCUUUAUUUAUUCUGUCAUUCCAGAAUGAGUCUGCCUUAUUUCCAUACUUCAGAUUGUGAAACUCAGUGGUAAAACAAUGUGUUUUAUGAUGAUUGAAUUAAAGUUUUUUAGCUGGUGCAAAA